AUGCCCAAAGACCGUAAUAACGCAUCAAACCCGACUUUAGGUUUAAACCAGAGUUUGUGCAAUCAGGUGUACUGUACUUUACUUACUUGGAAAACACCAAAAGUUUUCAAUGUAAAUAGUAAGUAUGCCGCUCGUCUACUCGGCGCACCGCUGCACAACGCAACGCAGGACAAGCGCGAAAUCUCUCUCUCCGCGCGUUUGUGCGCUUGCAAUAUCAGAAUCAUGGUCGUGCAGCUGGCUCGUGGCAAGGAGCAUGUUUUGGUUGGUGGUAAGCUGAGGCUGAUAUACUUAAGUACGUACACCCACAUGCACACUCACACCUACGCCUACACCUACGUCUAA
Molecule: messenger RNA, 342 nt
Organism: Exserohilum turcica Et28A
Lineage: Eukaryota; Fungi; Ascomycota; Dothideomycetes; Pleosporales; Pleosporaceae
Exons: 3
Coding region: 1-342 (113 amino acids)
Source: RefSeq, a predicted model, not a curated record